AAUAAAUAGGAAAAAAAAGGAAGAAGACGAAGACCGAGCAAAGGUCUCGCCUUUGCUACUUCUCUCCCACGAAAUCUCUACGUAGAUCGAUAGAUCAGCAAUGGAGGAGGAGGAGGCUGGAGGGGGGGCAGCGAUGGCGGUGGUGGAGAGACUGGUGAAGUCGGUGGCGGAGAUCUCGGCGAUCUCUGACUUCGGCCAGGCGUACAAGAAGGAGCUCUGCAACCUCUCCCGGCGCAUCAAGCUUCUCGCUCCCAUGUUUGAUGAGCUUAUUGAUAGCAAGGUCCCAAUCCCUGUGGAUGUGCUCCGAUCGCUGGCUUCGCUCCAGGCGGCGCUAAACUCUGCUCUUGACUUGCUGCGAUUUGGCAGCGAGGGCAGCAAGCUCUUUAUGGUGUUGGAGAGAGAUAAAAAUAUGAAAAGAUUUCAGGAUGUGACUGUCCAAUUAGAACAAGCUCUGGGUGGAAUUUCUCUUGAAAAACUGGAUAUAUCAGAUGAAGUUAGAGAGCAGGUUGAACUUGUUCAUGCUCAGCUCCAAAGAGCAAAAGACCGGGUCCAUAUGCCUGAUGUUGAACUAUACAAUGAUCUGGCUUCCAUUUACAACAAGAGCACUGAUCUGCCCAGCAUAGAUCCUUCUCUUUUGCAUAAAUUGGCUGACAAAUUGCAGCUGAUGAGCAUAUCCGAUCUUAAACAAGAAUCAUUGGCUUUGCAUGAAUUAGUUGCAGCCAGUGAUGGUAGAGAUCCUGGAGAGAAUAUUGAAAAGAUGUCCAUGCUUCUCAAGAAGAUUAAGGACUUUGUGCUGACCAACAACCUUGAAAUGAGCACGACAACUGAUGACGAUGCAAAGCACCUAGCACCUGUCAUACCAGAUGACUUCCGUUGUCCUAUAUCGCUGGAACUGAUGGAAGAUCCAGUCAUUGUGGCCAGUGGACAGACCUAUGAGAGGAGAUGCAUCAAGAAAUGGCUGGAAGGUGGACACGACACAUGCCCAAAGACACAACUGAAGCUUCCUAAUAUGUCCCUAACCACGAACUAUGUCCUCCGCAGCCUCAUAUCACAGUGGUGUGAGGCUAAUGGUGUGGAAUGCCCAAAACGUCCUUCUUUGCCUAUCAGUCUCACCUCUGCUUGCUCCUCAAGUGAACAUAACAAUGUGGACUCACUUCUCCUCAAGUUAUCUUCUCCUAACCCUGAUGAACAAAGGUCAGCUGCUGGUGAGCUCCGCCUGCUUGCCAAACGCAAUUCGGACAACCGCAUCUGUAUUGCCGAGGCUGGUGCCAUACCCCUCCUGGCAGGUUUACUGCUUACUGUUGAUACUUGCACUCAGGAACAUGCAGUCACUGCUCUUUUGAACCUCUCAAUCUAUGAGGAGAAUAAGGCAAGGAUAAUCUCUUCCGGGGCUGUGCCUGGAAUAGUUCAUGUGCUAAGAAAUGGUAGCAUGGAAGCACGAGAGAACGCUGCUGCCACAAUCUUCAGCCUUUCAGUAGUUGAUGAGAAUAAGGUAACUAUCGGGGCAACUGGCGCCAUCCCAGCGCUUGUUUCACUUCUUAGUGUGGGCAGUCCACGGGGUAAGAAGGAUGCGGCAACAGCACUGUUUAACCUGUGUAUAUACCAAGGAAAUAAGGGGAAGGCAGUGAGGGCCGGAUUGGUACCGACCCUUAUGGUGCUUUUGAGGGACCCAGCGGGUGGUAUGGUGGAUGAGGCCCUUGCUAUACUGGCAAUUUUGUCAAAUCACCAUGAGGGGAAGGCAGCAAUUGGAGCUGCAAAGGCAGUGCCAAUGCUAGUAGAUGUGAUUAGAAGUGGAUCCCCGAGGAAUAGAGAGAAUGCAGCAGCUGUUCUACUGCAUCUCUGUGGUGGAGAGCAACUGCAGCACCAUAUAGAACAAGCACAGGAGUGCGGAGUUAUGGGUCCAUUACUAGAACUUGCCUCAAAUGGAACAGAGAGAGGUAAGAGAAAGGCUAAUCAGUUGCUUGAACGCAUGAGCAGGUUCCUUGAUCGACAGAAGCAAUUUGAGGCUCAAGCUGAGGUUUUCAUUGCCCCUGGAGAGCAGUCUGGAUUUCUUGGUUCAACAACCUUUUCCGGUCAUUAAGAUUCUUUCUUUCUUGUUGUGUUGGCUAGAUUACUUGAUGUGUGAUAUGAUGUUUGAUGAGAAGGCUGCUUAAAACCCAGGGCCUCGAUGAUUUAAUUGUCAUGAAUGUUCUACAUUACUUUGUUGGUCACUGAACAUAUAGACCCGUUGUAAUAUUUAUAGAGCAGUAAUCAACAAAACAGAAAAGCAAUGUAAUGUGAAAUGUGGUGAAGUUCCCUGUUUUUCAGAAUGGGAACACUUUGUUUGAUCCUUUGAUGAUUUUGGUAACUAUGUGUUGCAGAUA
Dioscorea cayenensis subsp. rotundata (Guinea yam) is the source of this 2363-nucleotide messenger RNA. Its product is annotated as protein spotted leaf 11-like. NCBI's taxonomy places the organism in Eukaryota, Viridiplantae, Streptophyta, Magnoliopsida, Dioscoreales, Dioscoreaceae. Bases 101 to 2080 code for a protein of 659 amino acids. Gene Ontology annotation, cellular component: nucleus; cytoplasm. The record is from RefSeq and is a predicted model, not a curated record. The transcript is spliced from 4 exons. Gene Ontology annotation, biological process: protein ubiquitination; cell surface receptor signaling pathway. Gene Ontology annotation, molecular function: ubiquitin-protein transferase activity; protein binding.